GUGUGGCUCAAUGUUGGUCGCAUGACACCACACCAGUACACUCCUGGCAACUUCUUCAUAUACUUUUGCAUUAUCCUGGGAGCGGAGGCCUGAUCUGAUACCGAAAUGGAGCUACCGAGCGGUAGGCCUUCAUUCAGUUCAGCUAUACCGCGUAUCGCAAUCCAGGCGGCUGUCACCAUAGGUGUACUGUCCCUGCAAGGAUGCGACCCAGGCAGCACCGACGCGGGCCAAGCGAUGCGCGACGCGACAUCGGCAGUACUGUCAGGACGUUCGGCGCCAGCGCCGCCUCCGCCAGCACCGUGCGUAGACACAAACAAUGGGGCUCUGAACAGGCGUGGCAACUCCUGCGAAGUCUAUUCGCACGAUCCUGAAAUGCCGUAUUCAGGUAUCUGCCUCGACCCGUAUUAUGACGAUGAAGAUUUCUCAUCUACUAUGUGUUGUGUGUGCCCAGGAGAGUGCCCCGUGGAAGAACCAAUCGUGCAUAGCCCAGGGUCAUGUGAAGAUUGGAUCCAUUUCUCAAAUUCAAAUGAUGAUGGUGCAGGUAGGGUGUCUCAUUCAAAUCUUGGUGGACUGGGCCCGGACUUCGAGUUCAAGCCCAAGGAGCUCCGAUAUUACGGAGUGGGGCAGCUCCAGGAUGGCGUCCACAUCGACAUCGUCAUUGUAAACACAAGCGUUUACACCCCAAGGAACACCAACUGGAACAAAGUCCACGGGGACCAGGCGGUAGUGAAUCUCCUUGUUGGGGAAACGGUUCAUCUGCAGGCAGAGUUCGUGAGAAACCAUACCUUCUGCGAGCAGACGCCGUACCUGCCAAAGCUCACGUUCUGUGACAUCGAUCAUUACACCGACGGGGAGAACGAGGUGUUGACCAUCGACGGGGUCAGCGCCGUCUAUACGGUCGACGACGACAUCGAUUUCACAAUGCAGCUGUAUGAGCACGGUACUACUGACGACGAACACCCAGUUCCCUUGACCUAUACCACCGAGUCGAUCCGAACGAUGGUUGCGGGCAGGAACUCCUUGAGAUACACCUCCGCCGACGGAGGAACGUUUGGGAUUCGGGCAACGUCGAAAAUGUUCGGCCACGGCUGCGACAAUCCAGCGGACGUGAAUCAGCUCGUCAACAUCACUUGCCCAGACGCAACGUCGGCCACUGUAGACCAGGCGAAGCGAUGCUUCAUGGCCGAGUUCUCCAACACGAAUGCAUUCAGUCUCGCGUUCAGAAUCCUGACGGACAAGCCCAAGCAGUACGUCCAGACGUGGGGGCGCAAUUUCGCCAUAUCCGGGACGUCGUCUUAUUUUGCAAGAGAGAACAGCCUUUCGUGUUACACGGCCGUGCCCACCGCAUAUCCGACAGUUGCGCCGACAGUUAGUCCGACUGCGACGCCGACAGUCGCUCCGACAGCCGCGCCGACAGCGACGCCGACAAUAACGCCGACUGCGGCACCAACCCAAUCACCGACCGAUCAGCCAACAGCUGCGCCGACUGCUGCGCCGACAGCCGCGCCGACAGCUGCGCCAACCACUGUGCCGACCGCAACGCCCACAAAAACGCCGACCAGCUCCCCGACAGCGACGCCGACAGCCGCGCCGACAGCUGCUCCGACAGCUUCCCCGACAGCUGCGCCGACUGCUGCACCGACAGCCGCGCCGACAGCUGCGCCGACCAGCGCGCCGACAGCUGCGCCGACUGCGGUACCAACGAAAGCACCGACCGCUUCCCCCACAAUUGCGCCGACUUCGGCACCGACAGUUGCGCCGACAGCGACGCCGACAGCUGCUCCGACUGCCGCGCCGACUGCGGCACCAACAGAGGCACCGACCGCUUCCCCGACAGCUGCGCCGACAGUUAGUCCGACUGCGACACCCACAAACACGCCGACCAGCUCCCCGACUGCGACGCCGACAGCCGCGCCGACAGCUGCUCCGACCGCUGCCCCGACAGCGGUGCCGACAACAGUACCGACAGCCGCUGCGACAGAGGUGCUGACCAGCGCGCCGACAGUUGCGCCGACCACUGUGCCGACCGCAACGCCCACAAAAACGCCGACCAGCUCCCCGACAGCGACGCCGACAGCCGCGCCGACAGCUGCUCCGACAGCUUCCCCGACAGCUGCGCCGACUGCUGCACCGACAGCCGCGCCGACAGCUGCGCCGACCAGCGCGCCGACAGCUGAGCCGACUGCGGCACCAACGAAAGCACCGACCGCUUCCCCGACAAUUGCGCCGACUCCGGCACCGACAGUUGCGCCGACAGCGGCGCCGACAGCUGCUCCGACAGCCGCGCCGACUGCGGCACCAACAGAGGCACCGACCGCUUCCCCGACAGCUGCGCCGACAGUUAGUCCGACUGCGACACCCACAAAAACGCCGACCAGCUCCCCGACAGCGACGCCGACAGCCGCGCCGACAGCUGCUCCGACCGCUGCCCCGACAGCGGUGCCGACAACAGUACCGACAGCCGCUGCGACAGAGGUGCUGACCAGCGCGCCGACAGUUGCGCCGACCACUGUGCCGACUGCAACACCCACAAAAACGCCGACCAGCUCCCCGACAGCGACGCCGACAGCCGCGCCGACAGCUGCUCCGACAGCUUCCCCGACAGCUGCGCCGACUGCUGCACCGACAGCCGCGCCGACAGCUGCGCCGACCAGCGCGCCGACAGCUGCGCCGACUGCGGUACCAACGAAGGCACCGACCGCUUCUUCGACAGCGGCGCCAGUGGCGGCGCCGACGGGUACUCCCACCGCGACACCAACGAAAGCACCGACAGUAGCGCCGACCAUCUCGCCUACAGCGACCCCGACAGCCACCCCGACAGCUGCGCCGUCUCCUGGAGCUCCAGAGAUCCCAGAGAUCACAGAUAUUCCCAUGCCUGCUGCCGUAGCUUCCAUUCCGGAUAUUCCCACGCAUGCCGCAGCCGCAGGGGUCUCUGGAGUUUCCGGGGUUUCGGGCAUAGCUGGCUCGGCCCCAGCAGGUGGAGUGAGCGCCUCUGGUGACCCACACCUGGUCAAUGUGCAGGGGCAGCACUUCGAUCUGAUGAAAACUGGAACCCACGUCCUCCUUCACGUGCCCUACCUCGCGCGCCCAUCAAAUACGCUGCUCCGGGUGGAGGGCGACGCCGAGCGUAUAGGUGGCGCUUGUGCGGACACAUACUUCACGAGCGUCAACAUCACGGGGAAGUGGGCAGAAGCCAAGGCCCACGCCUGCUGCGAUGCCAACGGGCUCGGCUUCUUCUUCGUCGCGGGCACUGGCAAGCCCCACAGCGGCUCGCGGUGGAUGUCAUUUGGGAAGCUUCAACUGAAGGUGGUUCACGGUCGCACCGUGGGGGGCACGCCAUACUUGAAUUUCUUUGCUCGAAACCUGAAAGAUACGGGCUUCCUCGUGGGAGGGCUCCUUGGGGAGGACGACCACGGAGAGGAGGAGGCCGUGAGCGAAGUAUGCCGGAAGGUCGUGGACGUCUGAGCCGUUCGCAGUAUUGUGUUAUCUUCGGCUUUUUUUUUCGCGUCAUUUUCUCCUUCCUCCGUCCCGCCUCUUUGUGAGAACCUUCUCUUUCUCCGCCUCCCGCCAAUGUGGGCUGGCGGAAGCAUGCCUUGGCCGCGGGGCCGCCCAAACGGCGGGCCAGCCGCGGGGCGGGACCGCGGCCAGAUCCCGGCCUGCGACGAGCGCCCGCGCACCCUCCGGCUCGGGGGCGUCCAAGGAGGGGCGCUGGGGACUAGCCUCGAGCCUCCCUUUCCCCAACCUGGGCUCUGCUCGACUGGACGGCGGCGUGCUGCGCACUGCGGGGCUUUUGACACCGACCUGGGCUGACCCCCUCGCGUCGUG
This is a messenger RNA of Prorocentrum cordatum, 3825 nucleotides long. NCBI's taxonomy places the organism in Eukaryota, Dinophyceae, Prorocentrales, Prorocentraceae. The record is from the annotation of a GenBank genome assembly.